GUCGCUGAAGUAAGAAGGGGGCCAGAGGUGCCUUCUCGAGGUCUAAAUAUAAAUCCUAAAGGACAAAGAUCUGCAUCGAGAACUCACAAGGAAAUAAGACUUGUAAAACUUUUGAGAAAACAUGUCAACUUCUGACGAGACAGACGGUUUCCGUCCUAGAUAUGGGUCUGUUCUGGAUGGCAUGGAGCGGCUCACCGCUGAGGAGAUGGAUGAGCGGCGUCAACAGAACAUGGCCUAUGAGUACCUGUGCCACUUGGAAGAGGCUAAACGAUGGAUUGAAGCGUGUUUAAAUGAGGAUCUCCCGCCCACCACCGAGCUGGAGGAGGGCCUGAGGAAUGGCGUGUACCUGGCCAAGCUGGGAAACUUCUUUGCUCCUAAUGUGGUCUUUCUCAAAAGAAUCUAUGACCGUGAACAAACACGCUACAAGGCCACUGGGCUCCAUUUCAGACAUACAGACAAUAUCAUCCAAUGGCUGAAUGCAAUGACAGAUAAGGGCCUCCCUAAGAUUUUCUAUCCUGAGACAACAGACAUCUACGACAGGAAGAACAUGCCCCGCUGCAUCUACUGCAUACAUGCUUUGAGCCUCUACCUGUUUAAACUUGGGCUUGCGCCCCAGAUUACAGACCUGUAUGGCAAGGUCGCCUUCACAGAGGAGGAGAUCAACAACAUGAAGAUUGAAUUAGAGAAGUACAACAUUCAAAUGCCAGCAUUCAGCAAAAUUGGCGGGAUUUUAGCCAACGAGCUAUCAGUGGACGAAGCAGCCUUGCACGCUGCUGUUAUCGCCAUCAAUGACGCCGUUGACCACGGAGUCCCCGAGGGCACUCUAGCUGCCAUGAGAAACCCAAACGCCAUGUUACUGCAGCUGGAUGAAAGCGCUGCCCAGCAGUACCAGGACACCCUGUUCCAGGCCAAGACUGAGAAAGUGGCCAGCUCCCGAAAGAGAAUUGGAGAGAAUGCUGAGGCUGAAAGGGAUGUUUAUGAUGAGCUGCUCACACAUGCUGAAAUCCAGGGAAAUAUCAACAAAGUAAAUUUGACCAAAUCCUUGAGUUCAGCAGAACAGGCGCUGUUGAGUGGUGAUGAGGACAAGCUGUAUGACGCUCUCCGUUCCCCUGCGUUAGGCCUGCAGUCAGUGCAGGCUCCGAACAAGGCAUGGUACCUCAAACAGCUGCUGGCCGAUCGAGAGCAGAAAGAACAGAAUACCCCAGGAGAGCCUCUGAUGAAGGAGGAGUUACAGAGUGGAGUAGAUGCAGCCAAUGUGCAAGCAGCAGACUAUCAAAAAUUGCUGCGGGCGGUGGAGAGGAUUAAUGCUGCCAUAAGAAAAGGUGUAGCAGAGGAAACAGUGAAUGAACUGAUGAACCCAGACGCCCAACUGCCGCAGGUUUACCCUAGUGCUGCAGAUCUGUACCAGAGAGAACUCUCCAGCCUGCAACAACAGAGUGCAGAGGGCUCUUUGUCACAUCCCGAGCUGCUGGUUGCCGUGGAGAUGCUGUCCUCGGUGGUGCUGAUAAAUGAGGCGCUGGAUGUAGGGGGCAGGGCAGCAGUGUGGAAGCAGCUCAGCAGUACCCUCACCGGCCUCAGCAAUGUAGAGGAUGAGUAUGCCCAGAGGUAUAUAGAUGAGUUGAUGCAUCUGAAGGCAGCUGCGCGUGAAGAGGGUGGUGACUAUCUCACCUGGAAUGACAUCCAGGCCUGUGUGGACCAGGUCAACAGUACUAUUCAAGAGGAACAUGAAAGGAUUGCUGCUAUUGGUCUGAUCAACGAGGCUCUGGAUGAGGGUGACCUACAGAAGACAAUGGCUGCUUUACAGAACCCAGCCGCCAAGCUAACAGAUAUAGAUCCAUCUGUGGCCCAGCAUUACUAUGAUAUUCUGCAGGAGGCAAGGAGAGAGAAGGCCCACGAAUGCGGAGAUCCUUCUGCAGUUCUUUGGUUAGAUGAGAUCCAGGAUGCGAUCUUAAGAGCCAACAAGGACUCAGAGGAUGCUCUGCAAUUCUCUCAGGCGAUCCAGUCCAUUAAUGAGGCUGUGGAUAACAAGGACUCUUCUCAGACACUGGCAGCCCUGCGUUCACCUGCUGCUGGUCUGUAUGGAGUCACGUCUGAAUGUGCUCAGACCUACCAGGAUGACCUGUUUCGAAUUAAAGAAGACAAGAAAAAGGAAGGGGAUAAUGACAGUGAAUGGAUGAAACAUUGGGUGAAGGGAAGACACAACUACUACUAUAACCUCAAGACCGGACAAGGCACCUGGGAGGAGCCUUCAGACUUUAUUCCAAACAACACUCAGCUCAACAAGGAGGAAAUACAGUCUGUUGUGUCAGGAGUAACCAAAGCAUAUAACCGAGAACAACUCUGGUUGGCCAAUGAGAGUCUGAUUGCCAAGCUACAGGCCCGGUGCCGUGGUUUUCUGGUGCGACGUGGAAUGAAAGAGCGUCUUGGGUUCUUGAAGUCUCAGGAGCCGUCUGUCACAUGCAUACAGGCCCACUGGAGAGGCUAUAAGGACAGAAAGAAGUACAAUGACAGGAAGCAUUACCUGAAGGAUCACGGUGAUGAUGCUGUCAAGAUUCAGUCAAUGGUCAGGAUGCAUCAAGCUCGCAAAAAAUACAGAGAUCGUCUGCAGUACUUCAAAGACCAUAUAAAUGAUGUGGUGAAAAUUCAGGCUUUCAUUCGAGCCAACAAAGCAAGAGAUGACUACAAAACACUCAUCAACGCAGAUGAUCCUCCGAUGGCAGUCGUUCGCAAGUUUGUCCACCUGCUGGAUCACAGCGACCAGGACUUCCAGGAAGAGCUGGAACUGAUGCGGCUUAGAGAAGAGGUGAUCACCAACAUCCGCUCCAACCAGCAGCUGGAGAACGACCUUAAUCUGAUGUCCAACCUCAUGAUGAUGAACAAGCAGAAAGGAGGCCUGAAGGCUCUUAGUAAAGAGAAGAGGGAGAAGCUAGAGGCAUAUCAGUUCCUCUUUUACCUGUUACAGACAAAUCCAACCUAUCUGGCCAAGCUGAUCUUUCAGAUGCCACAGAACAAGUCCACCAAGUUCAUGGAUUCUGUCAUUUUCACAUUGUACAACUACGCUUCCAAUCAGCGUGAGGAGUACCUCUUGCUCAAUCUCUUCAAAACGGCCCUGCAGGAGGAAAUCAAAUCAAAAGUGGACCACAUCCAGGAGAUCGUGACCGGAAACCCAACAGUCAUUAAGAUGGUCGUGAGCUUUAACAGAGGAGCCAGAGGUCAGAACGCACUCCGGCAGAUCCUGGCUCCGGUUGUGAAGGAAAUCAUGGAUGACAAGACGCUCAACAUUAAAACUGACCCAGUUGACAUAUACAAGAGCUGGGUGAACCAGAUGGAGAGUCAAACUGGAGAGGCCAGUAAAUUGCCAUAUGAUGUGACUCCAGAACAGGCAAUGAGUCACGAGGAGGUUCGAACCCGGCUGGAAGCCUCCAUCAAGAACAUGAGGACGGUCACAGACAAAUUCCUCUCGGCCAUAAUUGUUUCUGUGGAUAAAAUCCCAUAUGGUAUGCGGUUCAUUGCCAAGACACUGAAGGACACAAUUAACGAAAGGUUCCCUGAUGCCACAGAGGAUGAGCUUUUGAAGAUUGUGGGCAACCUGCUGUACUACCGCUACAUGAACCCUGCCAUUGUGGCUCCUGAUGCCUUUGACAUCAUUGAUCUCUCGGCUGGAGGUCAGCUGACUACAGAACAGAGGCGAAACUUAGGAUCAAUCGCCAAAAUGCUGCAGCACGCAGCCUCCAACAAGAUGUUCCUCGGAGACAACGCUCAUCUGAACCCCAUCAAUGAAUACCUCUCUAACUCCUACCAGAAGUUUAGACGUUUCUUUUUGUCUGCUUGUGACGUCCCAUCUUUGGAAGACAAGUUCAAUGUGGAUCAAUACUCUGACCUGGUCACCUUGACCAAGCCUGUGAUCUACAUUUCCAUUGGGGAGAUCAUCAACACUCACACGCUCUUGCUAGAUCACCAGGAUGCCAUCGCUCCAGAUCACAGUGAUCCUAUCCAUGAGCUGCUAGAUGACCUGGGAGAGGUGCCCACCAUUGAGUCUUUAAUAGGUGAGAGCCCACUUCCCCCUGAUGAUCCUAAUAAGGAAAUGAUGGGUAAAACAGAAGUCUCUCUCACCCUCACCAAUAAAUUUGACGUUCCUGAUGAGGCCAAUGCUGAAAUGGAUGCCAAGACUCUACUCCUCAACACCAAGAGGCUCAUAGUAGAUGUGAUCAGGUUUCAGCCAGGAGAGACGCUUACUGAGAUUCUGGAGACUGUAGCUUCACCAGAGCAGGAAACCGAGUACCAGCGUGCCAUGCAGCGAAGAGCUAUUCGUGAUGCUAAGACCCCGGAGAAGAUGAAGCAAGCCAAACCAGUUGUGGAUGACAGCCUUACCUUGCAAGGCAAGAAGGACAAAAUCAAGAGCAACUUGCAAAGGCUAGGAGAGUUGGGCAAAGUUCACCCUGAGAAGAAAUACCAGGAUCUUAUCAAUGACAUCACCAAGGACAUCCGGAACCAGAGGCGAUACCGUCAGCGGCGAAAGGCAGAAUUGGUGAAGCUUCAGCAGACUAAUGCUGCCCUCAACUCCAAGACCAAUUUCUACAAUGUGCAGAUCGACUACUACAAUCAGUACAUCAAGACCUGCAUGGACAAUUUAGCCAGCAAGGGCAAAGUCUCUAAGAAACCUGGAGACAAUAAGGCGAAGAAGAGUAAGCAGGUGUCACAGAAGUACACAGCAGCCCGUCUGCAUGAGAAGGGAGUGCUUAUUGACAUCGAGGAUCUGCAGCCAAAUCAGUAUAAGAAUGUAAUUUUCGAGAUCUCGCCAUCUGAGGUCGUAGGAGUGUUUGAGGUGAAAGCUAAACUUAUGGGAGUCCAUUUGGAGACAUUACUGUUAGAAUACCAGGACCUACUCCAGUUGCAGUACGAGGGGGUGGCAGUGAUGAAGCUGUUCGAUCGAGCUACUGUAAAUGUUAACCUCCUUAUUUUCCUGCUCAACAAGAAGUUCUACGGCAAAUAGAAACUCCGAGGGACUUGACAGACUGUUUCAUACAAAGUGAAGCCCAGACCACAUCCAUCUUUAAAGUUUAAAUGUCUUUCCUGCACUAUUCUGAGUAUGCCUUUUGUGCCUUUCUUGAAGGAUAAAUUCCUUGAAUGUACAUUAUUAAAUUUGUCGUAGACCACCAACCUGUAUCUUCUGGAUAUGUAACGGUUGACUGUUUUCUGUUUUUACUGAGAUGUAAGUGUCCAAAAGAGUAUCAAUAGUAGUUUGCUUUGAUCUUUUGCAAACUGCUUGCAUGAGCUUUGAAUACUGUAUAUGUUAUAUGUAAAAUGAACAUUUUUAUUGCCUAAUCUAUUCUUAGGGCGAAACAAAUUUAAAAUUGUUUCUAAGUAUCCCUAUCGUCUAGGAGAGUGAUGAGUGUUAUAGCCACAUUCCUCCAAAUGUUACCAAAAUAUAUUUAUCAGAGCAAUUUCUUUAUUUGUAAAAAAAAAAAAAAAAAAAAAAAUAGCUUUUGAAAAAAAAAAAAAAAAAAAAAAUAGCAAUGAAUAGGUAUACUUCAUUGGCUGGUCAAAAAAUGAGGACUUUUUUUUUCCAGAUCAUUUGGACACUGCAUGCUGGAUGAGCUUUACGUUUACGUCCCUCUAAUUUUUGCAGCCUUGUGUCCAUUUAAUUUUAAAGGUGCCUUAACUUGAAUAAACCGUUGGGAAAA
Messenger RNA from Sinocyclocheilus anshuiensis, 5684 nucleotides. Its product is annotated as ras GTPase-activating-like protein IQGAP1. Gene Ontology annotation, cellular component: nucleus; cell cortex. The transcript is spliced from 37 exons. The record is from RefSeq and is a predicted model, not a curated record. Gene Ontology annotation, molecular function: calmodulin binding; actin filament binding; GTPase activator activity. Gene Ontology annotation, biological process: mitotic actomyosin contractile ring assembly actin filament organization; positive regulation of protein kinase activity; epidermal growth factor receptor signaling pathway. Lineage: Eukaryota; Metazoa; Chordata; Actinopteri; Cypriniformes; Cyprinidae. The coding region runs from base 122 to 4993 and encodes 1623 amino acids.